Molecule: messenger RNA, 650 nt
Organism: Trichosurus vulpecula (common brushtail)
Lineage: Eukaryota; Metazoa; Chordata; Mammalia; Diprotodontia; Phalangeridae
Gene: DNAJC19
Product: DnaJ heat shock protein family (Hsp40) member C19
Exons: 6
Coding region: 184-534 (116 amino acids)
Biological process (GO): protein import into mitochondrial matrix
Cellular component (GO): PAM complex, Tim23 associated import motor
Molecular function (GO): ATPase activator activity
Source: RefSeq, a predicted model, not a curated record
UUUGCGGCAGCGGCUGGUGCUCGGAGCUCGCGUGCUUCCUCUGGGUUGUUCCCUGUCUGAGGCGGCGGCUACCGGGCGGGAGCCGGGGCCUGGGGUCCAGCCGAGCCGGGCCGGGCCGAACGCGCGGCCCCUGGGCGGGGAUGAGCUGGGGCUUUGCCGGUUUAGGGCAGCGCCGGCCAAGUCAUGGCCAGCACAGUGGUAGCCGUGGGACUGACAAUUGCUGCUGCAGGAUUUGCAGGCCGUUAUGUUUUGCAAACAAUGAAGCAUAUGGAGCCUCAAGUAAAGCAAGCUAUUCGAAGUCUGCCAAAAUAUGCCUUCAGUGGUGGCUAUUACAGAGGUGGGUUUGAACCCAAAAUGACAAAGCGAGAAGCUGCACUAAUAUUAGGAGUAAGCCCUACAGCCAAUAAAGGGAAAAUUAGGGAUGCUCACCGAAGAAUCAUGCUUUUAAACCACCCAGACAAGGGAGGAUCUCCUUAUAUAGCAGCCAAAAUCAAUGAAGCUAAAGAUUUAUUAGAAAGUCAAGCUAAGAAGUAAAAUUAAUACACAGAUAACUUUAAAUUUAUAUAUACAUCAAUUACUUUAUGUAUAGGAGUCCUGAUGUUUUAUAAUAACUUCAUAAAAGCUGUAAUAUUUCUUUACUGGUUGCAUUA